GUUAUUCACACACACAAAAAGAUAAAAAAAAACCUCUGAAUCUAUAGAAACUUCUCUUCUAUUGUAGAAGCUUCCACACAGUUCAGGAAGUCAUUCACACACCCAAAUCUCUUCGCCAUCCUUCCCACCAAAACAUCUCCAACGUUCUAGAGACAACAUGAGCCUUCUUCUCCAACCUCAUAUAAAGCCCCCUCCAAUCCUUCAUCUCAAACCACAAAAGCAAGCAAACAAUUCUCUUUGUCAGCAUUUGAAACCUCAAAAAUCGCAAGCCAAUGGAGAGACAAUUCUUCAGAAGAAGCAAUCCAUGGAACAUCCCAUCCCACUAUUCCUACUACCACCCUCGCCCUCAACCCCGACCACAACCCACCAAGCCUAAGAUCAUCUCCGUCCCCGUCCAUUUCAUGAAUUCUGAUGACACACCGAUCCGCGAACCCCGGCCAAAGCCUGUUCGAGAUCCGGAGGCCGAGAGAUUGGCGGCUGUGUUGAGAAUGCAAAGGAUAACAAGAGGGUUUUUGGUGAGAAAGAACCUGAGGGCAGUGAAGAAAAUUGAGGCCGAGGUGGAGGAAAUCCGGCGGAGGAUUGAAGCGGCGCAGGAUCUGGUACGUAGAGAUGAGAAGGAACGGUUGAGAUUGAAUGAGAUGUUGAUGCGGUUGCUUUUCCGAUUGGAUUCCGUUCGGGGAGUCAGGGACUAUCGGAAGCGGAUGAUCCGGCGAGUGAUCGCGCUUCAGGAAGCCGUUGAUUCGAUGGCGGGAUCGAUGGAGACGGGAAACGGAGAGGACGGGGUAACUCUAGGAACUCCAGAUCGAGAAUCCAUGGCUACGGAUGCUAUUCAUGAAGGAUCUGAGGGUUUGGAGGUUGGUCCAAUGGAGGAAGCCCCUGAAAUCAACGACAUCACUGAGAUGAAGCAAGGAGAGGAGCCUGAAAUCCUAGGAGAAGGUGAUCUCAAAGAAGAAACCACGAACGCCAACUCGAAUCUCACCGAAGAAACUUCUGGAAUCAAAGAUAUCAGCGAAGAACCAUUGAAGGACAUGUCAAGCCCAGAGCUAGAGGAGAAAACUACAGAGAUCGGUGAUAUCACCGAGGAUCGAUUGGUUGAAACCAUAGAAACAACGGAAUCGGCUCGACAGGGCGGUGAAGGAUGUGAGGGAACUCCUGAAGUCGAAGACAUCGCUGAGAUGAAGCAAGGAGGGGAACAGGAAAUCCUAGAAGAACGCCAUCUCAAAGAAGGAUCAACGAACACCAACUCGAACCCUAUAGAAAAUGCUUCUGGAAUCAAAGAUCUCAGCGGAGAAUCAAUGGAGGAAACCCGAACACCAGAGCCAGAGGAGAAAGCCACAGAAAUCCGUGAUAUCACCGAGGAUCCGAUUGAUAAAACUAUAGAAACAGUGAAAUCGGCUCAAAAGGCCGAAAUCAACAAUUGCUGCUGGGAAACCUUUGAAGCAAGUGGAACGAUGGAGGAGAAGACCAGAAGCUCGGGAUUGGAAGGUGAGGCGAUGAAGGAGGUGAUGGACAGGGUUGCAGCGGAGAGCGAGAAGUUGAGGGAGCUGGUGGCGAAGCUCUGCGAGCGAAGCGCGCAGCAGUGCAUGAUGAUGGGCGGGCUAGCUCAGCGCGUCGAGAACCUCGAGCGCACCGUGCAGCGCAUGGAAGCAGCCCGCAAGAAGAAGAAGAUGAAGCAUCGGUGUUGAUAUAUAUAGGGAGAAUCCUUUUGGCUCACGACAGCCGUUGGAUGUCUUUAGGAUCCAUCAGACGGUGUAUUUUUGAGCAUUUUCCUGUAUUCUUUACUUCUGUUUUUUCCCUGCAUUUGGCUGUGAAAGCUCUUUUCCAUGUUCAAAUAAAUUUGUGAUUUUUAAAA
Messenger RNA from Dioscorea cayenensis subsp. rotundata (Guinea yam), 1852 nucleotides. RefSeq lists its product as uncharacterized. NCBI's taxonomy places the organism in Eukaryota, Viridiplantae, Streptophyta, Magnoliopsida, Dioscoreales, Dioscoreaceae. Bases 273 to 1685 code for a protein of 470 amino acids. The transcript has a single exon. Gene Ontology annotation, cellular component: plasmodesma. Gene Ontology annotation, molecular function: protein-folding chaperone binding. Gene Ontology annotation, biological process: protein folding. The record is from RefSeq and is a predicted model, not a curated record.